AUGGGGGAGGAAAGGAGGGGGUGGCAGGGUGAGAGAGGGAGAGGGGGGUGUUCCUCCUUGUCCCCUCCUCCUCACCCUCCUUAUGUGAAGAAGAAAAAACCUAGUCCUGCCCCCUUUCCAUUCCCAUGGAUCGUGUUACGGGAGACUCCAACCCGAGACAUCUGCUCCAACAACGGAGCGCGUCCCCGCGUCCCAGACCUGCGACCGAUCCCGGCUCCCGUGGUGCCCCCUCCUCUCUCUCUCCCCCUCUUUCUACGUUAUCCGUGCUUACUCGGUUAUCAUGUGGAGCCCUGGUGCAUGUGCCCUCCACGUUUCCCGGCUAUAGUUGACCCGGCUGAGGCGCGCUCCUGA
Messenger RNA from Xyrichtys novacula (pearly razorfish), 351 nucleotides. Lineage: Eukaryota; Metazoa; Chordata; Actinopteri; Labriformes; Labridae. The record is from the annotation of a GenBank genome assembly.